Pangasianodon hypophthalmus (striped catfish) is the source of this 1861-nucleotide messenger RNA. Its product is annotated as aminopeptidase Q. The record is from RefSeq and is a predicted model, not a curated record. The transcript has 2 exons. The coding region runs from base 8 to 337 and encodes 109 amino acids. NCBI's taxonomy places the organism in Eukaryota, Metazoa, Chordata, Actinopteri, Siluriformes, Pangasiidae.
UCCAUAAAUGUUUAACAACGGUUUUGUCUUGAACAGGAUCGUGGCCACCAGUCAGAUCCGCCUCACACACACGUGUGGAAUUUUCCCGUGUUUCGACGAGCCGAAGACGAAACCUGUUUUCCACAUCACACUCCUGCAGGAGCGAGGAACCGUCACCUCCUCCAACGCCGAGGAAAUCGAGAAAUUAAACACCAGCGUUGACGGCACUGAUGUUACGAUGAGCAGAUUCGAGUGGACGGGGAUGAUGUCAUCAGAUCAGCUGACCCUCAUCAUCACUGACGGCACAAACGUUCAACCAACAAAAACCAAACGAAAGCGUAAAUUUACUCCGAUGUAGAGUUCGGAGAGAGGAGGGUGAAAUACGGGUGAUUAGGAUAAACGUCAUCCCACUUUUAAUCAUUUUAAACUGAAACUAAAAAAAAUUUGGUACUUUAAGAAGACGCAACUCUACACAAUAAACGUACACUUUUAGUUCAAUAAAGUAAUUUUUUUAGCAUCUUCUCAACUAUCCAAACUUACUAGCGUUUGUUAUCUGAUGAACUUUAUGAAUUAUCAUCCUAACAUUCUUUAUCAUUUAUCUUUGCAGUGACUUUUUUAUCUUUUAUGUUCAAGUUCUUGUCAUUUUUAAGGUCUCUGAAGGACUUGAAGGUUGGAAUGACGUCAUUUUCGCCCUCCAUGAAUUUGACAUAUAAAGUGGGAAAAAAACACAAGGCUCCAUGUUUAUCUUGUGUUAGCAGCGAGCUAGCCAGCUAACUGUGCUGAAUAUUUACCUCAGAACAGUGAGCUGUAGAGUCAGAGUUAUAGAUUUAAUAAGCAAACACGUCUGUAUGUUAACGAUCUAAAGCUAAUGUGUGUAUACACAGUGCAUUAGCGCUGAUCAAUUAACAUCCGAUCACCACGACGGAGGUUAAUGGCAGCUGUGAACAGAGCCGUAGUUACUAUAAAUCACUGGUUAAUACACAGCAGUGUAACACUAAACACUUAUCAUAAGGCACUGUAGUAUUUGUUAAUGAUAGAAUCAUGGUUAUCUAUACAAUAACUAUAAUUAAUAAUUAACUACCAUAAUAAACCCAUGGAGGAUUUUUGUAAAGCAACUGCAGUAUUUGUUUAUAUAUAACUACAGUUCUGUGCAAAAGUCUUAGUCACGUGUAAAGAAAUGCUGUAGAGUAAAGACGCCUUCAAAAAUAAUGAAAUUAAAUGUUUCUACAUUAAAAUAAAAUCCUAUAAAGAGCAGUAAACAGUAAUAAAUGAAACAAAGUCAGUAUUUAAUGUGACGAUCCUUCACUUUAAAUAAAUAAAGCAGUAUCUGAGGUGCAGUGUGUGCAGUUUUAUAAGGAAAUGAGCUGGAAGUGUUACUGAGCAUCUUGCAGAAGCAGCCACAGUUCUUCUGGAGACUUUGACUGUCGACUCGCUUCUUAUUUCUGCAGCGAAACCCAGCAGCCUUCAUUAUGUUUUUAUCUGAAAAGUGUCUCUUAUGGAAUCUGCUGCUUUCUUUACUGACAUACAAACAUUUUUCUGUAACGUUUCAUUUUGUGCUGGAAAACUAAUGUUUGGAAUCUAAAAUGUUUUUGUACUGAAUCAAUAAUGUAGAAGUCAGAAAAUAAACAUCUAUAACAAAGUUUGUACAAAAAAAAAAAGACUUUUGCACAGUACUGUGUAUAUAAAUGAGUUUUCUAUUAUUUUAAACACAAAAAUUUUUAAACGGUUCUUUAACAUUUUAUGCCUAAAAUGUCUUUUUAACCUUAAAUGUUUUCAGCAGUAAGGUUUAUACCCGUUUUACCUUUACGUUACACCUGCGUGAACUUUAUCUGAAGUUGCGUGCCAUUUCUGACGAAUAAAACCAUCUAAACAUCUGGACGUU